UAUGAGACCAACAGCAUGGACUUCAAAGUCGGGGCAGACGGGACUGUCUUCGCCACCCGGGAGCUGCAGGUCCCCUCAGAGCAGGUGGCAUUCACGGUGACCGCGUGGGACCGCCAGACGGCUGAGAGAUGGGAUGCUGUGGUGCGGCUGCUGGUGGCUCAGACUCUGUCCCCACACUCCGGACACAAGCCACAGAAAGGAAAGAACAUGGCCCCAGACUCCUCUCCACCCCCGAAGGACACACUACUGCCAUGGCCCCAGCACCACAGCUCCAGCGGACUGAGGAGGCAGAAGCGGGACUGGGUCAUCCCCCCCAUCAACGUGCCAGAGAACUCGCGCGGUCCCUUCCCACAGCAGCUGGUGAGGAUCCGGUCCGACAAAGACAACGACAUCCCCAUCCGCUACAGCAUCACGGGCGUGGGUGCAGACCAGCCCCCCAUGGAGGUCUUCAGCAUCGACUCCAUGUCUGGCCGAAUGUAUGUCACGCGGCCCAUGGACCGGGAGGAGAGAGCCUCUUACCACCUGCGUGCCCAUGCUGUAGACAUGAACGGCAACAAAGUGGAGAACCCCAUCGACCUGCACAUUUAUGUCAUCGACAUGAACGACAACCGGCCCGAGUUCAUCAACCAGGUCUACAAUGGCUCCGUGGAUGAGGGCGCCAAACCAGGCACCUACGUGAUGACUGUGACGGCCAACGACGCUGAUGACAGCACCACGGCCAAUGGGAUGGUGCGCUACCGUAUCGUGACCCAGAGCCCCCAGAGCCCAUCCCAGAACAUGUUCACCAUCAAUAGCGAGACGGGGGACAUUGUCACGGUGGCAGCGGGCCUGGACCGAGAGAAAGUUCAGCAGUAUACAGUCAUCGUGCAGGCCACAGACAUGGAAGGGAAUCUCAACUAUGGUCUCUCGAACACAGCCACAGCCAUCAUCACUGUGACAGACGUGAAUGACAACCCACCAGAAUUCACCACCAGCACGUUUGCAGGGGAGGUCCCUGAAAACCGGGUGGAGACCGUGGUUGCAAACCUCACCGUGAUGGACCGAGAUCAGCCCCACUCACCAAACUGGAAUGCCGUGUACCGCAUCAUCAGCGGGGACCCCUCUGGGCACUUCAGUGUCCGCACAGAUCCUGUCACCAACGAGGGCAUGGUCACUGUGGUGAAGGCGGUCGACUACGAGCUCAACAGGGCCUUCAUGCUGACUGUGAUGGUGUCCAACCAGGCACCCCUGGCCAGUGGGAUCCAGAUGUCUUUCCAGUCCACAGCGGGGGUGACCAUCUCGGUCAUGGACGUCAACGAGGCCCCCUACUUCCCCUCCAACCACAAGCUGAUCCGCCUGGAAGAGGGCGUGCCCGCCGGCACUGUGCUCACCACGUUCUCGGCCGUGGACCCCGACCGGUUCAUGCAGCAGGCCGUGAGAUACUCGAAGCUGUCGGACCCAGCCAACUGGCUGCACAUUAAUGCCACCAAUGGCCAGAUCACCACGGCAGCCGUGCUGGACCGUGAGUCCCUGUACAUCAAGAACAACGUCUAUGAGGCCACCUUCCUGGCAGCCGACAACGGGAUCCCUCCGGCCAGUGGCACCGGGACCCUCCAGAUAUAUCUCAUCGACAUCAACGACAACGCGCCUGAGCUGCUGCCCAAGGAAGCGCAGGUCUGCGAGAAGCCCAGCCUGAACGCCAUCAACAUCACCGCGGCCGAUGCCGAUGUGGACCCCAACGUCGGCCCCUACGUCUUCGAGCUGCCCUUUGUCCCAGCCGCUGUGCGAAGGAACUGGACCAUCACCCGCCUCAAUGGUGACUACGCCCAGCUCAGCCUGCGCAUCCUGUACCUGGAGGCCGGGAUGUAUGAUGUCCCCGUCAUCGUCACAGACUCUGGGAACCCUCCCCUGUCCAAUACAUCCAUCAUCAAAGUCAAGGUGUGCCCAUGUGACGACAACGGCGACUGCACCACCAUUGGCGCGGUGGCCGCUGCAGGGCUGGGCACGGGCGCCAUCGUGGCCAUCCUCAUCUGCAUCGUCAUCCUGCUGACCAUGGUCCUGCUGUUCGUCGUGUGGAUGAAGCGGCGGGAGAAGGAGCGUCACACCAAGCAGCUGCUUAUCGACCCCGAGGAUGACGUGCGCGACAACAUCCUCAAGUAUGACGAGGAGGGCGGUGGUGAGGAGGACCAGGACUACGACCUCAGCCAGCUGCAACAGCCAGAGGCCAUGGAACACGUGCUGGGCAAGGCCCCAGGGGUGCGGCGGGUGGACGAGCGGCCAGUGGGUGCCGAGCCCCAAUACCCCGUCAGGCCCGUGGUGCCGCACCCUGGUGACAUCGGCGACUUCAUCAACGAGGGACUCCGGGCAGCUGACAAUGACCCCACAGCACCCCCCUAUGACUCCCUGCUGGUGUUUGACUACGAAGGUAGCGGGUCCACCGCGGGUUCCGUCAGCUCCCUGAAUUCAUCCAGCUCCGGCGACCAAGACUACGAUUAUCUGAACGACUGGGGACCACGGUUCAAGAAGCUGGCGGACAUGUAUGGAGGCGGCGAGGACUAGCGGACCUCACGUCCUUGGGCCAGAGGAGGGGACUGGACAGAGGCGGCUGGUCUUCCCGGCGCCCACAGCCGUGUCACUAGUGGUGUUAGGAGGUCCCCCCGCCCCCCAUUGAGCUGUCCAGCAUGAAACUCACCCUGCCAGACCCGCCUGCACGCGGCCGCCACCCGCCACGGGCCGGCUGAUCACGGAAGGAAAGCGAGAGGCACUCUGUCUUCACUUGAAUUUCUUAGAACAGAAGCACUGUUUUAAAAAAAAUGAAAGUGCCUUUUGGUACAUGUAUCAGAUUCCCUCA
Carlito syrichta (Philippine tarsier) is the source of this 2830-nucleotide messenger RNA. It is a transcript of the gene CDH4, whose product is annotated as cadherin 4. Gene Ontology annotation, molecular function: cadherin binding; calcium ion binding. Gene Ontology annotation, cellular component: plasma membrane; adherens junction; catenin complex. The record is from RefSeq and is a predicted model, not a curated record. The transcript is spliced from 14 exons. Gene Ontology annotation, biological process: cell morphogenesis; calcium-dependent cell-cell adhesion; cell-cell junction assembly. The coding region runs from base 16 to 2538 and encodes 840 amino acids. NCBI's taxonomy places the organism in Eukaryota, Metazoa, Chordata, Mammalia, Primates, Tarsiidae.